This is a messenger RNA of Penicillium robsamsonii, 1071 nucleotides long. RefSeq lists its product as uncharacterized. Lineage: Eukaryota; Fungi; Ascomycota; Eurotiomycetes; Eurotiales; Aspergillaceae. Bases 1 to 1071 code for a protein of 356 amino acids. The record is from RefSeq and is a predicted model, not a curated record. The transcript is spliced from 2 exons. Gene Ontology annotation, molecular function: protein dimerization activity.
AUGUCACGACUUCCAACUCCAGCCAUGUCGGGCGGCUUCAUUAUCAAAGACAAGCCCGACGGGGAUGCCUUCACAUUACCUCCCGCUGCAUUGAGCACUGCCAGUCGCAGAUCUUCCCGAUCAGAUCCUUCCUAUGUCCCACCAUCACCGACCUCUCCAGACCUCUCGGGCCGUACGAGUAACACCGGACGGGCAUCUGUCAAACGCCCACUCGAGGACUUUGAUUUGCCUCCGCCACCAACCAGAACUCGCAAGAUCAUCCAGAUGAAACCAAAAUCGCCCGCAAAAACCCACAAGACAAGAGAAAAUGGCAAGGGUUCACAGAACUUAGAAGACCCAGUGCCCAACCCCACAUCGACUUCCAAGAGAAAACAACCCAGGGCAACUAGCGCUGCAGGGCGCAAGAUCGCCCGCAAGACCGCACACAGUUUAAUUGAGCGUCGACGACGGUCCAAGAUGAACGAGGAAUUCGGAACAUUGAAGGAUAUGAUUCCAGCAUGCACUGGACAGGAAAUGCACAAGCUGGCUAUUCUUCAGGCAAGCAUUGACUAUGUCAAUUACCUAGAGAAAUGUAUCCGCGACAUGAAGACUGGAGGAUCAUCCCAAACCCUGGCCGCACCACCCUCACCAACAUCCCCCGAGUUCAUCACAGAAACAGGCGCUGAGCCUAUGCGGAGGGAUAGUUCUUCUACUUAUUCAUCAUACUCCACCUCUGCAUCACCGGAGUUGCAAGCUGCUCCCACAGAAUUCCCUGAUACAUCCCCGUCUUUCUCCCCACGUACCCAAGUACCCUCAGCCCAGAUCCCGCAGGAUGCUUCAUCUAUUCUUCCUAGCCCGGCGCUGGGCCCGAUUUGGGCCUCGAGCGAGAAGAUGCAUGAGUUUCAGGGUGUUGAUCACGAGGCUUCAGCUGCCUUGCUUAUGUUGACUCAGGAUCGGAGAGGGACUGCCGAUUCGAUCAGUGAGAAUUUCUCUGGGAGUACGGCACUGACCAUGUCCGCGGAAGAGACGCCAGCUGCACCUGAGAUUCAAAGGAGGAAGGGCAUGAGUGUCCGCGAUCUUCUUAUUUCAUAG